Molecule: messenger RNA, 1629 nt
Organism: Actinia tenebrosa (Australian red waratah sea anemone)
Lineage: Eukaryota; Metazoa; Cnidaria; Anthozoa; Actiniaria; Actiniidae
Product: adrenocorticotropic hormone receptor-like
Biological process (GO): G protein-coupled receptor signaling pathway
Cellular component (GO): membrane
Molecular function (GO): G protein-coupled receptor activity
Source: RefSeq, a predicted model, not a curated record
UUCUUUCCUUCCGACCUUUACUGUCAGAGAUACAAGAGAACAGCUGCUCAAGUUCAAUCAAAACUUUCUUUUUUAACGAAAAUUGUUGACUUGUUGAGCAAACAGCGGCUUGUGUCGGCAAGACGGACUCAUUUUACAAAAAAAACUGCUUUAUUUUACACCGAGAGAAAAAGAAAAACAAGUUAUACGAUUACUGGUACAAGUGGUAACAUCUUUGACAGGAUUUCAAUGCUGGCKUACUAAAGGCGUUGAGUUCUAAGUUGGAGUUUCGCUAAAAUAAGUAUUGCAUUAAGCRACACAAAUUUGGUCAGUUUAACUUCAACAGCAUCAAAUAUGACCAACGCAGAGACACAGUACAAAAGUUGGAUGGAAAAGCAACUACACUACAGUCAUCUCUAUACCAUUCUUCUCGUUACAACUGCCGUUCUAACUGUCGUGCCGAACUUUUUCGUCAUCCUCGCAGUAAUCAAGGACCCCAAUCGCAACUUACGCAAUUCAUCCAAUCUUCUCAUCGCCAGUCAAUCCGUGGCGGAUUUCUUCGUUGGUGCUGUACAAGAAAUGCUUUGCAUCUGGUGGUUCUGGACGUUUGRUCAUAACGCGCUCCGUGUCAUUGAGAUGACGAGCUCAGUGUUCAUGGUCGCAUCAAUACUACAUGUGUUGGCGUUAAGCUAUGAUCGUUAUGUCGCUGUAGUUACACCCUUAUUGUACACAGCUCGCAUGACAGUGAAGCGCACCUAUAUCAGUAGUGCUGUUAUCUGGAGCUACAGUGUGCUCUACAUGGCCAUCCGAACUGUCCUUCAAGAAGUCUUCCGGAAAAAACGAGCAGUGACUAUCCUGACGGGUUUAAACACUGUUUUCCCUGCCUUUCUUGGUCUAAUCAUCUACGCAAUGUUGUACCACUUUAUUCGUAUGUACAAAAAGAAAGCUCACAAGUUAGACGCGUCGGGACGCGCGGUCAUGCAGGCUUACCUAAGACACCGAAAAAUGACCUAUGUACUAAUGACAGCUUUCUUUUUGUUUUUAUUCUGCCUGACGCCUUGGUUCGUGUUUUACCAGGUCAUUGAUUCUUGCCCUAACUGUGAACAUAAUAAAGACGUAGAGAUGUAUCUGUUCGUAUGKUUUUUUUACCUUUUCAUGUUCAAAUCUCUACUCAAUCCAUUCCUCUACGCCUGGAGAUUGACCAAGUACAGAAAUGCUAUCAGCCGUAUUGUGCCAUGUUGUAGGAUACCACGAAGGGUAGCUUCUGCAAGCGAAGGUUCUUCUGCAGCACGGAAUGCAAGCUUCAUGCGCAGUGUACAUAGAAGUCAUAGAGAUAUGCAAAACAAUGCGUAGUUGAACAAGACGUURUUUACUUCAACAUACAAYGUUCAAAGGCURGUUGUUAAUAGCGRCCRCAAACUACAGCAUAGCUUAUUGAASAUAAUAAUAAUAURAUAUAUAUAAACGUAAUAAAUGAUAAGCAUCAAAUGAUUUGAAGACAAUUAAUAUCAAAUUAAGAUGAAGCGUACAUAUCUAGAAGACAGACUCUCACCGCUAAGUGUAGAUAGACAGGUUGAGUAAUAGGUGAUGUAACUAARAAUACUGCUGGUGACCAGAUACCAUGGUAGAUCUAGCACCAAAAUAUAUGUA